Messenger RNA from Ornithorhynchus anatinus (platypus), 1001 nucleotides. Its product is annotated as immunoglobulin lambda-1 light chain. The record is from RefSeq and is a predicted model, not a curated record. Bases 45 to 749 code for a protein of 234 amino acids. Gene Ontology annotation, biological process: antigen processing and presentation of exogenous peptide antigen via MHC class II; positive regulation of T cell activation; peptide antigen assembly with MHC class II protein complex. Gene Ontology annotation, molecular function: MHC class II protein complex binding. The transcript is spliced from 4 exons. NCBI's taxonomy places the organism in Eukaryota, Metazoa, Chordata, Mammalia, Monotremata, Ornithorhynchidae. Gene Ontology annotation, cellular component: MHC class II protein complex.
CAGCCGGGGCCUCGGGGAGCGCAGCGCUUCGCUCAGUAUCCGCCAUGGCCCGCACGCCUCUCCUCCUCCUCCAUCUCCUCCACCUCCUCCUGGCGCUCUGCACAGGUUUCGUGAGGUCUGCGCCCACUCAGCCGCCCUCGGCGUCUGUGGCCCUGGGCCAGACGGCCACACUCACCUGCUCCGGGCUUAGCAGUAGCUAUGCUACUGCCUGGUACCAGCAGAAAUCCGGCCGGGCCCCUGUGCUGGUUAUAUACGGUAAUAGCAACCGACCCUCCGGGAUCCCCGACCGGUUCUCCGGCUCCAGCUCCGGGAGCACGGCCACGCUGACCAUCUCCAGGGCCCAGGCCGAGGACGAGGCCGAUUAUUACUGUCAGAAUGCUUACUUUUCUGCUGGUGCAUUCGGCGGGGGAACGCAACUCACCGUCCUUGGUCAGCCCAAGGCAUCUCCCACCGUGAAUAUGUUCGCUCCGUCCUCCGCUGAGCUGGACUCCAAAAAGGCCACCCUGGUGUGCCUCAUGGGCGGCUUCUACCCGGGUUCUGUGACCGUGACCUGGAAGGCGGAUGGCGCCACCGUGUCUGAGGGCGUGGAGACCACCAAGCCCUCCAAGCAGACGGACAACAAGUACAUGGCCAGCAGCUACCUGACCCUGACCCCGGCCCAGUGGAAGGCGAAGAACAGCUACACCUGCCAGGUCACCCACGACGGGAAGGUCUUCGAGAAGUCCGUGUCCCCAUCCGAGUGCUCUUAGGCACAACUCCCCACCCCCGUCCCCCACCCUGUACACUUGUCACUCAGACCCCUCCAGCAGCCUGGCUGACCCCCAUCCCAUUACCCCUUAGCCUAAGGGGGAUACCCUCCCUUCGGUCUCCCACCCCUGCACCUUCACUCGGGCUCUGGUUGGCUAAGGCUGGGAAUGGACUUCCUGUCACUGUGGUCUUCCUUUCUGGGGCCGCACGGAAACCCCCUCCUUCAAUAAAAGACUCUUCCCUUUCUCAACCAA